Molecule: messenger RNA, 6727 nt
Organism: Chlamydomonas reinhardtii
Lineage: Eukaryota; Viridiplantae; Chlorophyta; Chlorophyceae; Chlamydomonadales; Chlamydomonadaceae
Exons: 7
Coding region: 417-4262 (1281 amino acids)
Source: RefSeq, a predicted model, not a curated record
UUAAGCGCAGUGCUAAAUAUCGCAUCAGCAUUUGGCUGCCUUUAUACCGGACGCCAGCGCUCGCUUGCGAGCGAAGUCGACGCGCAUCAGGCAUUAUCGCUUUAGCUGCGUAGCCUGCGCGCUAUGUUUGCAUAGCCAGCAUUCCAGCCACGAGCCUCCUACACGCCUGGGUCAGGUCCUUCGCUUUUGCUGUCUCGCAAACGGUUAAGCGAGUGGGCCCGCGGCUGUUGCUAUUGGCCUGGAGCUGCAAACCUGAAUACAGCCUAUGCUCAGUUCCCUGAUGUUUUCAGCGGUCGGGGACGUCGAGGCGCGGACGUAGCCUUCGCCUUUCCCGAUACGCAGUAUCCGACUUUUGCUUCGUGAGCGCGCCGUGCUUCUGCUGCUGUGGUGCAGGAGGCCUCAACAUCGGUAAUAAAAUGAGCAGCGAAAGCGCGUCCGUGAGCGCCGAGGAGGAUGGGACCAGGUCCGACGCCUCCUGCGUACCCAGCACAAGCGGCGACGACUCAGACGCUGGCCCCAUUCACCGCAAGAAAGUCAACAAGUCAGGGCGUCGGCUGGGCAGGGCGCGCAUGCAGAGACGUUUGUGGAACGAGGAGGCACUGGAGCAGCUUGCACGGAUUCACGCAGAGCAUGGUUCCAAAUGGACGCUGCUGGCAAGCCAGUUCCCGGGGCGGUCCGACAGCGAUGUGAAGAACAUCUUCCACUCGGCCAUGAGGAGCAAGAGCUACAAGGGCAGGUGCCUUCUGAGGGCCUACGCACAGGCUGUGGUGGGCCAUGCCGACGACCCAGAUGCGCGCCAGGCCGCCCUCGAGGCGGCAGAGAAGCUCCGAGACGAGGCCAUUGCGGCCGCCGCGGCGGCCGCCGCCGCGGCGGCCGCGACCAAGGCGCAGGCAGCGGCAGACAAUGCUGCUGUCCAGCAGGGAUCCGCCGCCAGGGCGCCCACAGCUGGCAAAGGCGCCCAGAGCGCCGGGGCAGGCGGCAAGUCAGGCGCUGCUGGAACCGCGGCGCGCACCGGCAGCAGCGCUUCGUUGGUUGCAGGCGGUUGCAGGGCCACUGCAGCGGCGCCGCCUGCUGCCGCGACUCCCGACAGCCAACUCGCACAGGGGCUGCUGCCGGGCGCAACAGGUGCGCUGCCGUGGGCCGAGGGGAUUGCCGCAGAGGUGCAGCUGCGGGCGUGUACGGCUGCGGCCGCGCCGUUACAGCAGCCAGCAGGCAGCAGCGGGGCCGCGGGCGCUCUGGGCGGGCGCACGCCCAGUGGCCGGCGGCGGUUGCGGCCACCUGAGGUCCAUGUCCAGUCGGCAUCAGAGCAGCAGCCAACACAACCACAGGGGCACACAGCGGGCCAUUUGCACCCCGGAGGCUAUGGUGCCAGCUAUUCCCGAGCAGGCCUGGCGGGGAGCGCCCAGGCAUACGCUGGCCCGGCAGGCACGACAGAAGGCACGGACCGCGGCGGACCUUCGACGUCAGCGGAUGGCAGCGCCAGUCGGCACGACUUCGGCGGCGCCUCCGCGGGCGCAUACUUGCCGACUGACGGAGCCGAGAACGGCUCACGGAAGGUCAGGAUCCGUGUGGCCGGCGGCAGCGCCGCGUCUGCUGCCUGGGGCACUGCUGGCCUCGUCAGCACGGCGGCCCGGCGCAUAGCUGCGCCGGUGGUGCCCACCGCCGCCUCCGCACAGCUUGGCGUGCUGCCCAGCAGCGGCACCAGCAGCGUUCAGCAGACGCCACCCGGCGGGCCGGCGCGCUUCAGCGACCCGGGGCUCACGACCUCGCGCCUGUUCGGUCGCAGCGAUGACGGCACGGCCGGCACUGCAGCGCCGGCAGCCUACUUGUCCGCAGUCGGAACCGCGGCGGCGCCAGCUGCUGGCAAGCUGGUCGGAAAGCGAGCCAGCGACUCCGCCGCAGCGUAUCCCACCUUCAGCUACCCGAGGCAGCAGCUGCACUCGGCGGCUGGUGCAGCCGAUCGCGAGCCGGUAUCCGCGGCUGACGGUGGAUUGCUGCUGUUGGGAUUGGGAAGCCCCGCUGCCCGGUCUGCGGCACAACAGCAGGCAGGCAACGGCGGCGCCAGCAACAGGUGGCGGCCGUACUCCCUCAGCAACACCCCACUAGUCUCGGGCAGCCGCACAGCACCGCUGAUUGCGGCCGCGACAUGGCAGCUGCAGUCGCAGCAGCAGUCCGCGCAAGCACGUGAGCAGCAGCAGCAGCAGCAGCUGCAGCACUCGCCGUGGCAGCUUCACUCCGUGGCACAGCAGCAGCCGUGCAGCAGCGGUGCGGCUGACGCGGUGGCCGCCGUGCCGCCGUUUAUUACGCGCGCCAGUUGCAGCAGCGCUGUGGUCAGCGGCAGCAACGGAGUGCUCAUGGCGUCGCCACCGCCGUACUUUCGGAGCGGCAGUAGCGGCCGGCUCGGAAUGUCGGGACUGCUGGUCAUGCUGGACGCCUAUCAGCCCAGCGGCACAGCCGCGCCCGCCGACAACCCGGAGGCCAUGCUCGAAGCCUAUCGAGACGCGGCCUGGCUAAACCCACCUGCUGCUGGCACGCACGCUGCAGCAACUGGUGCUGCGGCUGCAGGGGCUGCGGAGCGCCCCGUGGGCGGAGCGACGCAGCAGCCACAUGUCGGCACGCAGCUGGAGCUGCUGGCAGGCGCUCGUGCAGCCGGCUUCGGCCCACCGCUGCAGCUCUCGCCGCAGCCGGCAGCCAGCAGCGGCACGUGGCAGCGGCACGGCACACCGCACCAGCAGCAACAACAGCAGGAACCCUUAAGCUUGCAGCAGCGCCAGCACCAGCAGCAAGAACAGCAUACAAUGCACAUAUACCAUGACGGUGACCCUCAACCAACAUGGCUGGCUACUCAGCCUUCGCAUGCUCAGCAGCAACACACAACCAGCGCUCCCAGCCUAAUCGCCAUGAUUGGGUCUGUAGAGCCGGCCCCGUCCUACCUGCAAGGCGGCGGCACCCAUGCACAGCGUCAUCGACCGCUGCAGCAGCAGCCGCAAGAUCAGCUGCCUCCGCCGAUGCUUUCUCACCCACAGAAUCAGCCGGACCGGCAGCAGCAAUGGACGGGCGGGACCGCCGUAGCACUCCACGGCAGCGGCGCUGCUGCCACCGACCAGCUUCACAGCGGCAGCCUCGUCAGCGUCACCGGCAGCGGCGCCAUUGCCACCUGGGCCCGCAGCAGCCUCGAGUACUUGGAGGCAGGCAGCGCCAGCAGCGCCAGCUUGCUGGCAGGUGUAAUGGGCGGCGGCGGCAGCCCCAGAUCCGGCAACUACGCCUCCUACCUGACAACGGAUUCCGAGCCGCCACGGGGUGUGCCCGGUGGCGGCGGCUUUUCAUCGGCCGUUGGGCGUGUCGGCAUGCGUAGUACCAGCGGUAGUGGCCAGAAUCAUGUGCAACCCCAUGUCAUGGCAAGCUGCGGGGCCACGGCCAUGUUCGCGGCCGGUGGCAGUGUCUUUUCCGGAGGUGCCACCGCUACUGGCGCCGUGAGGCGCGAAUCAGGGUUCGGGAAUCCAGCUGCUCCGCAGCCCCUGUCGCUGCGGCGCUGCAGCACUCAGCCCUCGCCGCCGGAGGUGUUUCCGGCUGCGGCAGCUGCCGUGAGGUCCCUGCUGCAGACGUCAGUCGCCUCUGCCCCGGCGUCUGCAGCGUUCGGGCAUGCUCCUGCGGGGGGCAGCGGCAGCGCCGUGCAUCAAUCGUCAAUGGCCUCGCUAUGUGAGGACCCCGCUUCAGCUGUCACGCAGCAGCCUAGCCAGCCAACGCCCAAUGUUGGCAUUACGGCCGCCGGGGACCUGGGUAUGGGCAGCGGCGGCCCGCGUGCGGCCGUCGCAGUGCUUGUUGCCUCUGCUGGUGCUGCAGAGACCUGCUGCCGUCUGCACCAGCCGUCACCUCGGGCGCACACCAUCGCUGAGCAUGCGACGGCGCCGGAGCUCGGCACAAACGGAAUGGACGUAUGGACAGGACGCGCAACAAGCGAAGACAUGGAGUAUGGCAACGGAGGCGCGACACGUGGCAGUCACGGAGCCCGCGCCGCUACACCACAGCUGCUGCGCGCCUCAGCUGCAGGUGACGCCGAUGUUGAUGGCCAGCAGGGCGCAGCAGGCGGUGAGGCGUGGGUGCGCGCCGGGGGCAGUGAGGUUGCCUUUGCUGACCAGCCCGGGUGGGCAGAGCUUUGCGGGGACCUGUCCCGGUUCGCCGGCGGCAUGGAUGGUGGCGGCCGCGACGGCAGCAAUUGCGACAUUGUUAUGCACGACUCCGCUUGUGGCGGCGAAGGCUAGUUGUGGGAUUUCGACGUUUUGCGGCGGAUGUGUGAUUUCUGUGCCGGCAUUCAGCACUACUGCUUUCUGAUGACCGGACAUACGUUGGGAGUGCCUCGCGUCACAUAAUGGUCAGAAGUCGGUUUGCCUGGCUCUGGUGGCCUCGGCCAGCGUACAGAACUUCAAAGCUGUGUGCGGGGUUCAGGCGAAGGUUGCUACCUGCAAGAGGCUUGCGGCAACAGACCUUGCAUGUAUGGGCACAUAGCUGUGUUUGUGUGCCAUCGCAUCAACCUAACGCACAGUUUCAGAAUAUAUGCCCGUAUGCACGGUGAAACCGACGCGGAAGUUGGUGGUUGCAAGGGACUCUGGUUCACCAUAAUAAUGAUGGGCGUAUCCUUUAUGUGGAUCAACAAGGCAAGGCCUAUUGUGUGGACUCCCUUCGGAGCAGCGUGCAUGCAGUUGCAUGUGCGUACCGGAUGUUCUUCAAGCAGUCUAUAUGGCGCGUAUGCGUGCACAAGUUGCUUGUGCGUGGAGCAAACGCAUGACAACGUCCCACAUGUCACUCAAUUCAAAAGGAGAUAGUACGGUAUCGGGUGGCGGGAGUGGAGGCUGUAUUGCUAUAAGAUUUAGUGCACUGCUGACAGGCUUUCCGCUCCUUUCUGGGCGGUCACCCGGCCAUAAUACCUGUGACAGGGCCGGCGGGCUCCGCAGGAAUGGAAGCGCAACCGUGGGACUGCUAUUGAGUUGCAGAGCGCUGACACUUGACAGAGCGCAUAGUCGGCACGGUGUGUGCGCGCUGAGCUGCAGCACACGCUAGUCUGUGUGCGUGUGCGGGGUGGACCUAAAUGUUGUACGGAAGCUAUGGCUGCAUCAUAAGAAGCGUGGGCUGCGCGUGUACCGCCGUGCUUGAUGUACACCCCUUGACACAUUCACAGUAUUGCUGCCUCGAGGAUCGAGCGAGGAUCGAGAAUGCAGAGUGACAAGAAAUCAUUACGUGUGCUUGCCUGGAGGGCUUGUGGAUCAUAUUGAUGCGAGCUAUCAUGUUAUGUGUACGGCAGGAAACAUGGCAUAACAACAUCGUUAACAUUUUGGGGCUGUAUCACGUGCUAGCAUUCUUCUUGGUUUUUCGGGGAUGGUGCCACCAGGAACGGUGCGGGCUCCGGGAAUAGCUUCGUCUGUGCAGGGUUGUGGCGCACUCCAUUGGGCAGGGCACGUGGCUGAGUGGGGGCAAAGUGAGACUGCACCAGUAUGGGUUUUACGUUGCAGCCUCCAUGUGAAUUGCGCAGAUUGCACGGGCAGACCUUAAGAGCCUGGCGCAUUCCCAAGUGCGUGUUGAUUGUCGCAAUGGUUGAGGUGCAGGUGUGGGCGGGUGCAGGGUUGGGCGGGUGCAGGUGCAGGUUUGGGCGGGUGCAGGUUUGCGCGGGGGCGGGGGCGGGGGCAGGUUUGGGCGGGGCCAGAUGAUGCUGAUGACGCAUGCAACCAUGUGUUUGCAAUCAGGAUUCUAAGGGACACGCGACCGCCAACAUGCCGACAUGCCCGUGUGCAUCCAUAAUGCUUUAAGCAGGGAGCUGGGCUCCGGAAUUUUGUUAGCGCCCUUGCUGGCCGCUAAUUUGGUUGAACGAGUGGAGGGGUCAGUGGUGGGCUCACCGCAUUGCUCUCAGUGGGUGCAGCUUCCCAGACUAAAUAAACCGCUUACUGAGGGGAUGUUGGACUGUUGGUCGAGGAGACGGAGGAAGCAUCGCAAGAUGUGUGUGCGGGUUCCAGACUUCCGCAGGCUAGAGCGUUCAGCCCUCAGGCGUCAAGCUCUGGCGCUCGUCUUAAAUGUGCAUAGCUAGCAAUCGACAGCACGCUGCACUUGUGGGGCCAUGCAGGGACAGGUGGAGGCCAGGACUCUUUUGAUAUGUGGGUGCAUGCGGGUCCGUGCUUUGCUGGAGUCGCCCCGUUUCUUGGCUGAAACCAUACAUCGGACAGUACUUGCCUUACCACUGUCCCAUCGCACACCAUACAUCGGACAGUAUAUUUACAAGGGGUUGGUAUUUUUUACAGGGUGGUUCGCGGCCCCUCCGCUGGGCCGUGUGCGCCCUUUGUUUGGCGGCGGACGAGGACUGUGUACCUUGUGUCUAGCCGACUACUACUUGCCGAACGUUUGCCUUUCUUGGUUGAUCCCAAGAUACGGUAGAGGGCAGUGCCGUAAACCCGUAACGGUAUACGGAGUGGUAGCCUGUGGUAACAUUGCAACGGAUUUUUAGCGAAUAGAGGUUACAUGUGGGAUGACAGCCGCGGGCAAGCCAGGGCUUCAUAAACGCACGAGACACGUACGCACACUCGAGGAGAACCUCGAAUGACCCCCAUGCUCCUCGCCUCACUAAAGGAGGCCACUCAUCUACACAUGCUGUUCCAAAGUGUGCCUCCUGGCGUGUUUUUGGGGUCUGGCAUGCGCCCCAGCCCGCCUUCAAGGCGGGAACCAAGUGUAACAGACUCUUUGC